Peronospora farinosa is the source of this 1065-nucleotide messenger RNA. The record is from the annotation of a GenBank genome assembly. Lineage: Eukaryota; Oomycota; Peronosporomycetes; Peronosporales; Peronosporaceae.
AUGUCGUCUCCAACGAACAGUCCGUCUCAACAAACCUUACAGGCCAUGAUGAAGGAGCGUCAUAUCAGUGACGCUGAUGCGCUGGAUACAGCAACAACACUUUUACAGGAAGGUCCCGUUCUCGAGAACUUUUUCAACUCGACGGCUAGUCAACUUACCUUCUAUGGGCUGGUCAAGCUGCAAGAAGGUCUUCGAGAACGUCAACUUUGUGUUUUCUUUCGCAACAAUCACUUUUCCACUCUUUUCAAGUUUGACGGAGCACUGUACCUGUUGGUCACCGAUGCUGGGUACCUUGACGAGCCCACGGUAGUGUGGGAGCUACUGAACGAAAUUGACGGUGACACUGAGUAUCUAGAUGCUCAGUUUCGGCCCGUAACGUCUUCCGAGCAACAGAAGAACAUUCUCACGCAGCAGCAGCAGCAGCGGGAGAAGGAGAAAGAGGAAGAGCAGGCAUUACAAAAUGCUCAGGCCCUGAGUUUUACUGGCUGUGUUUCUCUAAACAAUGCGAAGCAAAAGGUAACCAGCGAAUUUGACACUCAAGCUACUGAGCUCACGAUACCGAGUGGUGGGCUAUUCGGAGAAUCUGCUGAGCAAAGUGAGAACAACCUCGAUCCCGACUAUCUGCUAGCGCUGAAGUUUCAGCAGGAAGAAGAGGAACUAGCGCGCGGGAAAAAGCUUGUACAGCCUCGAAACCUACAGCCUAUUGUGGCCGACGCCAAUGGUAGCAAUGCUGCAAAAACAGCCCAAACUGGAAAUAGUAAAGCAGAAGAGAACGUCAAGCAAAACGAUAGCAGAAAGCAAUACGAUGGUCGCACGUUUGAGACGAGUGCGAACGAGUUCGUCCCUGUCGCUGCUGAUGGGCAGAUGAUGAUUUCGGACGAAGAGUUGGAGGCCCAGCGACAGGCGGAGCGAUAUUAUCAGGAGCAAAAGCGGCAGAUCGAUGCGCAGACGCGUCAGUACCGGCAGGAGCAAGAGCAAAUACAACAACAAUUGCAGCCGCAACAACAAAUUCGCAGGGGUCAACGACGAAAGUCUGCGGAAGGCAGUGACUGCACGAUAUCGUGA